AUGGCUACCCCUAGUGUCCUCGCUUUUGACGCUGAGGGUCAGGCCAUUGACUUUGAGGUCUGGGUAGACGACCUGCAGCUGUUCUUACAGUGCGAUAGGGCAGACGGCCUCUCUCUCUUUGACCUUACCUCUGGCGCUUCCCCUGCCCCUGCUGCUGAUGCUGACGCCACUGUUCGCUCCCAGUGGGCCACGCGCGACGCUGCUGCACGUCUUGCUGUGCGUCGCCACCUCCCUACCUUCGAGCUAGCGCACUUUAGUCAGUACAAGAGUGCUCAGACCUUGUACGACGCUGUAGUCGCACGCUACUCCUCCCCUUGCACUGCUGCACUCAGCCGUCUCAAGCUGCCGUACCUCUUCCCUGACCUUGCUGCCUUUCCCACCGUUGCUGACCUCAUUACGCACCUCCGCACUAGUUACACUCGCUACCGCGCUGCACUUCCUGCUGACUUCUGCACCACGAACCCCCCCCCCAUGUACAUCACUCUGUACUUCCUAGUCACUCGCCUCCCUGACUCCCUUCGAGUAGUCAGGGACCACUUUCUCUCAGUCUGUCCCACCACACUCACUGUAGACCUCCUCGAGAAGGCCCUCCUCGCGAUAGAGAAGAGCAUUGUUGCUGUAGGAGCCUCUCGAGGUGACCCGCGCACCCCCAUCUUUGAGGGGUGUUCUCCCUCCCCCCUGCUGCCCUCUGUUGCCUCUGUUGCUGCGGCCGACCUCCUUGGUCUUGAGUCGGUCGGUGCGGCGUCUGCCCCUAGCGGGAGACGCCGCUCUGGCAAGGGCAAGGGGGGCAAGGGAGCUGGAGGAGCGGGCGGUGGAGGUGGAGGUGGAGGCAGUGGGGGGAGUGGGGGUGGCGGUGGAGGUGGAGGUGGGGGUGGGGGGGUCGGUGGCGGCAAUAGAGGCGGAGGCGGCGGCGGCGUUGGCGGUGGUAGCGGAGGUGGCAGAGGAGGCGGCGGUGGAGGCGGCGGUGGAGGCGGCGGCGGCAGUGGAGGCAGCAGAGGCGGUGGAGGCGGUGGGGGUGGCGGUGGAGCUGGUCGGGGGUCUUCACAGAGGAGUGGCUCAGGUGGUGGCUCGUGCCAGCAGCAGCAGCGUGGUCGUGCGACCCUGUCCUCUCAGCAGCUCCGUGAGUGGUACACUGCACACCACCGGGGUGGGGGUUUUGGUCCGUGCACCUACGUCCUGCGCACCGGCGACCGUGCGGGUGAGCAGUGUGGGGGUGCGCACCCCACUCCGCGCUGCUUUGGCCACCUGACGGACGCGUGGCGUCACCAGUUCCCGGAGGCCUCCGAGAUCCCUCGCUGGGACGAGCUGUCUAGGGCGGGGGUUGCCAUCUUUGAUCUUGACUUUGAUGCUAUUCUCUCUGCCAUGUAUGCUGUGUCUCAUAGUGAUGAGGGUGACUGCUACCGCUGUUUCCCGCCCGAUCCGGGCAUUGAGGCUGCUGCCCUAGGUGCUUGCGACGCUGCUGCUCUAGGAGCUAGUGUGUCUGCGUCCUCAGGUACUGGUGAGUCUACGCUCUCAGGUACUACGUCGGCUUCGGCCUCCCUCACCUUCACUCUUGACUCUGGGGCGUCUCGCUCCUUCUUUCGGGACCGCACCACACUCACGCCGCUUAGUCGGCCGGUUGCGGUGUCUCUAGCUGACCCCUCCGGGGGUCCUGUACUGUCUCGCUUCUCCACAGUCCUCCCGUGUCCGGCGGCUCCCUCUGGCACCCUGUCUGGUCUCUACCUCCCCUCGUUCUCGACGAACCUGGUGAGUGGUGCUGACCUACAGGAUGGGGGAGUACACCAGUUCACUCCUGCGCGUCAGCGGGUGACGCACUGUACAGAGGCUAGCACAGGCCGGCACCUGGCUACGUUUACCCGUCAGCCGGGGUCGAGCCUCUACACACUGACCACUGCGUCUCUUCCCGUUACUGAGUCUGGUAGAGUCGCUUCGUUCGGUCAGGUGUUUGCUGCAGCGUCUAGGUCUGGUCCUGAGUCUGCCCCCUGUUUGUGUCGUCUCUUGUCUCAUGAGACUCUCCUCUGGCACCACCGUCUUGGUCACCCCUCUCUGCUUCGGCUCAGAGGAAUGGCCUCCCGUCUUCUUGUGUCUGGUCUCCCCCGGUCCCUCCCUCCCCUUCCUCAGGGCCCUGGCCCUGCUUGUGUCCCCUGUGUCCAGGGGCGCCAGCGGGCUGCCCCUCACUCCUCCCAGUUUCCUCCGACAGAGGCCUCGUUGCAGACGCUUCACAUGGACGUGUGGGGCCCAGCCCGCGUUCGUGGACAGGGUCACGAGCGCUACUUCCUGCUCGUUGUUGACGACUACUCGUGUAACACCACGGUCUUCCCCUUGCGCAGCAAGGGUGAUGUCACUGAGGACAGAGGCGGAGAGUUUUCCUCUGGCCUACUGCGAGCCUACUGUCGCGCACAAGGCAUCCGCCAGACCUUCACGCUUCCGGACUCACCGCAGCAAAAUGGGAUUGCUGAGCGCCGCAUUGGCAUGGUCAUGGACGUCGCUCGUACGUCUAUGAUGCAUGCGGCUGCCCCCCGUUUUCUGUGGCCGUUUGCGGUCAGGUACGCGGCGCAUCAGAUCAACCUCCACCCCAGGGUCUCCACGCCGGAGACCUCCCCAGCCUUACUGUGGACGGGGAAGGUUGGCGAUGCGUCGGCGUUCCGGGUCUGGGGAUCUCGGGCGUUUGUCCGCGACUUGUCUGCGGACAAGCUGUCCCCUCGUGCUGCUCCUUGCGUCUUCCUGGGGUUCCCCCCUGACGCGCCUGGGUGGCAGUUCUACCACCCCACCUCUCGACGUGUUCUGUCCUCCCAGGACGUCACGUUUGAUGAGUCGGUCCCCUACUACCGCCUCUUCCCCUACCGCACUCCGUCCCUCCCCCCACCUCCGCUCUUCCUUGUACCAGGUCCCCCCCAGGUAGACUCCCUCCCCCCUCAGGGUCGUGCCCCUUCAGGUGUGUCCCAGACCUGA
Molecule: messenger RNA, 2952 nt
Organism: Closterium sp. NIES-65
Lineage: Eukaryota; Viridiplantae; Streptophyta; Zygnematophyceae; Desmidiales; Closteriaceae
Source: the annotation of a GenBank genome assembly